Messenger RNA from Schizophyllum commune H4-8, 370 nucleotides. RefSeq lists its product as uncharacterized. The transcript has 2 exons. The record is from RefSeq and is a predicted model, not a curated record. Lineage: Eukaryota; Fungi; Basidiomycota; Agaricomycetes; Agaricales; Schizophyllaceae. Bases 1 to 210 code for a protein of 69 amino acids.
AUGCUCUCGAUACCCUCCGAGUCUAUGUCGGCCUGCAAAACCCCCAGUACUGUCCCCAUCAUCAAUCAUCGCAUCAUAGCGCUGGACAAAGGUGAAUAUCGUGGACAGAUAGAGCACUUUGAGUAUCACUGGGGUAUGCAGAAGGGCGAGCUGGAUUUGAGCUCGCCCCUCAACCACAUCAUCGCGAUUUUUCCUCCUAUCGGACAUUGACAAGAUAUGGCCUUUCCUGGCGAUAUAUUGAGGCCCAUGGCAGUGCAUGAAGCACAAUUGGUUACCGUGAAAUGUCCCCGACAGGAGCAUGUUGCCUGAGCAUACCUGGUUAUACCUGACAAUGGCAUGUUGCGCAUUUUCAUCGCAUUUUGGACCUGCC